Clarias gariepinus (North African catfish) is the source of this 1825-nucleotide messenger RNA. It is a transcript of the gene ints15, whose product is annotated as integrator complex subunit 15. The transcript is spliced from 8 exons. Bases 142 to 1494 code for a protein of 450 amino acids. Lineage: Eukaryota; Metazoa; Chordata; Actinopteri; Siluriformes; Clariidae. The record is from RefSeq and is a predicted model, not a curated record.
AAACAGACGGUGUGUCCUGCGCGAGCCGCCGUACCGCUCCCCUCUGACGGCUAAUGGCCGAACUGUGGAGCUGCUGCUACAGAUAUAGAUUUAAUUUUUAUAAGAAGUUAAUGGAAUAAACACAGAAAUCCAGGCUCAGGUAUGAGUGAUAUACGCCACGCCCUCAUGCGGCGAGACCCGCUGAGCGCAGCUAAGGAGGUUCUGUACCACCUGGACAUCGCCCUGGGGAGCUCGCUGCAGACCGGACCGGGCCUGGACAAGAACACGGUGGAGCUGGUGGAGGAGUUCAUCUUCCACGUCCCGAAGGACCGGAGCUCACAGCGCAAGAGGAUGAGCUGUGUUCAGGAGCUGCAGCUGUUGGAGAUCAUGUGCAGUUACUUCCAGGAGCAGAGUAAGGACGCGGUGAGGCAGGUCAUCUUCUCGGCGCUCUUCAGCCUGCAGGGGAACAAAGCGGACGAGAGCCGCAUGGCCACGCUGGGCAAACUGGUGUCCAUGGCGAUCGCCGUGUGCCGCGUGCCCAUCCUGGAGUGCGCCGCCACGUGGCUGCAGCGGACUCACUCUGCGUGGUGUGUGCGUUUGGCGUUGGUGUUGGUGGAGGAUUACUGCACGCUGGUGCCCGGCUCCAUCAGCACACUGCAGAACGUCUGCUCCGCCUCCCCGCGCUUCUGCUGCCAGCUAAUCACCGCCGUCACCGCGCUAUACGACUUCUCCUCAGAGGAGUUAACUCCGCCCCCCUCGCUGCUGGAGAUGGUGGUUGGUUGGAUCACAGAAGACCCCAGGCUGCUCCUGCUGACCUUCAUUAACACACCACUGAGCUCCAGUCUGCCCCUGGGAUGUCUGGAGGUGACGCCCCUCGCAGGUCUGCUGUGCUGGUGCGUGAAGGCGCCGCUCGCGUCACACAGAGCCCGCAAGUCCGCACCGGAGCAGGAGACCACGCCCACGUGCGAUGAGCUGUACUCCAAACUGCACCUGAGUGUUCUCCAGGUCUUUCUCAUGUUACAGGUCCACCUGACGGAGCAGAACCUUCUCGGGCGUCUGGGCGUGCUGCAGGCGGAGUCGGUGGCCGCGCUCGUGGAGGAAGUGAGCGUUCUGGUGGAGGAGCUCAACACGCUCCACGCCGCCAAUCACAUCCAGCUGGCUCUGGAUAGGCUGGCCCAGGCCCUGCAGGUUGCCAUGGCGACCGGAGCGCUGCUGUGUUCCAGAGAGGACCUGAGGGCGCUGUGCUCCAGACUGCCUCAUAACAAUAUGUUACAGCUGGUGAUGUCGGGUCCGGUGGUUCCACACGGAGCGGCGUUCCAGCCCAGCGUGUAUCCCUACAUGCUCCAUGCCCGCCCCACCCCGCUCUCGCCUCACCCCGCCCUGUCCCCCCUCCCCACACACCCAGCCCUCAGCACGCACCACCAGCUCACACCACACACGGCGCACUCGCCGCUGCCGCCUCCGCACGCCUUCCAUCCCGCCUCCAUGGCCUUCCAGUACCGCCCCAUCCGCUGAGCUCCGCCCCUGACCCCACAACAGGACCCAUGUGGUUUUAUACACCCCGUCGUCAGAGUUCAGAUCCCACUUUAGUCAGCACAAGUCAGUGUUUAAUGACGCUUUUCUUUUCUGCCUCACGGUUGUCUUGAUGAAACAAGUUUGUAAAAAUCUAAAUGUAAAUAUUUUCCCGGAUGCUGUGAAGUCUGUUAGAAAGAGAGAGUUUUUUUUCCCUCUUUGUGGUUUUUAUAUGAUGAAAAUUAAAAUCAGCACCAAAGCUGACAAAAGCAUCACAGUACAGAUUUUGUAUAAGAAUUAUGUUCAAUAAAACUCACUUUUCUGUGUUUAUUUA